GAUUGCAGACCAAGAAUUUGAUGUACAGAAUUAUUGGAAAAUUAUAAAAAUAAACAUAAUACUGCAUGUUAUAUAAAGGAAUUUUUAACUCUGAUGGCUGUAUGCCAUACUGUAGUUCCGGAACUGGACCCAAAUUCGGAAGAACUGAAUUACCAGGCUGCAUCUCCAGAUGAAGGAGCUCUUGUCAAAGGUGCCAAACAGUUGGGAUUUGUCUUUACAACUCGAACCCCUCAAUAUGUGAUAAUUAAAGCUCUGGGUGUUGAGGAAAAGUAUGAAGUAUUGAACGUGUUAGAGUUCACAAGUGAUCGAAAGCGUAUGUCAGUAAUUGUCAGGACGCCCAAUGGAAAGAUCAAGCUGUAUUGUAAAGGAGCUGAUACUGUUAUUUAUGAAAGGCUUGGAGAUCAUCAACAAUACAAGGAAAUAACACUGGAGCAUCUUAAAGAAUUUGCUAGCAAUGGUCUUAGAACUUUAUGUUUAGCAGUAGCAGAGAUUUCUCCAGAAAGUUACGAGGAGUGGAAAAAUACAUAUUAUAAAGCAAGCACAGCCAUUCAGUAUCGAGAAAGAAAGCUGCAAGAUGCAGCUCAGCUUAUUGAAACGGUUUGGCUUAUUACUUAUUUACUGUAUUUUUAUUUUUGUGCUUUUUAA
Stegodyphus dumicola is the source of this 645-nucleotide messenger RNA. It is a transcript of the gene ATP8A, whose product is annotated as ATPase phospholipid transporting 8A1. Gene Ontology annotation, molecular function: magnesium ion binding; ATP hydrolysis activity; ATPase-coupled intramembrane lipid carrier activity. NCBI's taxonomy places the organism in Eukaryota, Metazoa, Arthropoda, Arachnida, Araneae, Eresidae. Gene Ontology annotation, cellular component: trans-Golgi network; plasma membrane. Gene Ontology annotation, biological process: phospholipid translocation. The record is from RefSeq and is a predicted model, not a curated record.